Molecule: messenger RNA, 6251 nt
Organism: Poecilia reticulata (guppy)
Lineage: Eukaryota; Metazoa; Chordata; Actinopteri; Cyprinodontiformes; Poeciliidae
Product: heterogeneous nuclear ribonucleoprotein L-like
Biological process (GO): mRNA processing
Cellular component (GO): nucleus
Molecular function (GO): RNA binding
Source: RefSeq, a predicted model, not a curated record
UUUAGAGCAACGUAGUUAAAUGGAUCACUUCCUUUUAAUGAUUCCGUGAACUGUCAUGCCUUUGAUUUCUUCCUCUUCUAUUUCCAGUCCGCCUCUGAAUCUUAGCCCAUCAUUCCUGUCUCUGGUCCCCCGCUGCAGGACUCGGAAACGCUGACGCCUUGGCAUCAACCAAUCACGUGCCGUGUUUCCAGUGCGCUGAAAACACUCUCCAAUAAUAAGAGGCGCGCGGGGCGGGAUGUGGCGGACCCCUCACACCUCCACACUCAGAAAUCUGUGGCGUCGCAGAGCCUCCGUGAAUCAGACAGGAGCCUGGACCGGUAACGCAACGCGGGACAGGUACACGGAAUCGCGCAGGCCGGGAGGCUGCUUGUAGCGGGGAUAGGAACAACUACUGGAAUGGACGUGUAGGAGCGUCGGACAGCAGAGCCUCUCCUCCCCGCUCCCUGACAGCUCUACUGCAAGCCGCGAACAUGUCGACGGUGGAAGCAGGCGGUCAGCGCGAGGAAGGGGAGUACGGAAGAGCUGCCAAGCGGCUGAAAAUGGAGGAUCCGCCGCUGGAGGAGAAGGAGGACAGAGCGGAGGAUGAGCUGGAGGAGGGGGAGGACUCGGACAGCGGGUCGCUGCACGGUAAUGGGGAGGCAGAGACGGACAGUCGGGCCCGAUGGAGCGGCAAGCAGUUCGGUACAGGACGAAAGGACAAUGGCGAAGACUCCCAUCUCAUCUCUCCUAGUCCAGUGGUCCAUGUCCGGGGUCUCUGUGAGGCCGUGGUGGAAGCAGACCUAAUCGACGCACUGAAGAAAUUCGGACCAAUAUGCUAUGUGAUGAUGAUGCCCUUCAAACGUCAGGCCUUGGUGGAGUUCUCUGCAGUGGAGAGUGCUGAUCGCUGUGUGUCCUGUGGAGCCAAGGAGCCGGUGUACAUCGCAGGACAACAGGCUUACUUUAACUACUCCACAUCGAAGAGAAUCACCAGACCAACAAACGCUGACAACCCAAACAGCGGCAACAAGGUUCUGCUGCUGUCCAUCCAGAACCCGCUCUACCCAAUCACUACGGAUGUUCUCUACACUGUGUGUAACCCCAUAGGCAGCGUGCUAAGGAUCGUCAUCUUUAAGAGAAAUGGAAUCCAGGCUAUGGUGGAGUUUGAGUCAGUUCAGUGUGCCCAGAAGGCCAAAGCAGCACUAAAUGGAGCUGACAUUUAUGCUGGCUGCUGUACACUCAAGAUUGAAUAUGCAAGGCCAACACGUCUGAAUGUAAUAAAGAAUGAUAAUGAGAGCUGGGAUUACACUAAACCAUACUUGGUCAGACGAGAACGUGGGAAAGGGAGACAAAAGCAGGCUAUUUUAGGAGAACACCCAUCAUCUUAUGCUGACAAUGGUUAUGGCCUGGCCUGCCCCCUGCUGCCUCUGACAAGCAAUAGCAGGUACAAGCUCAGCUCAGCGGACGUCCCAGACAUGGUGUCCUACCCUCUGCCCCAGUCUUCCCCGUCCUACUCUGGCCACGCCCCCAGCUCUGUAGCCAUGGUGAGCGGCCUCCAUCCAUCCAAGAUGAACUGCACUCGCAUCUUCAACCUCUUCUGUCUCUAUGGUAACAUAGAGAAGGUGAAGUUUAUGAAGAGCGUUCCAGGUACGGCGCUGGUGGAGAUGGGAGAUGAGUAUGCAGUGGACCGAGCCAUCACACAUCUCAACAGUAUCAAGCUGUUUGGAAAAAGACUCAAUGUCUGUGUCUCAAAGCAACAUGCAGUGAUUCCCAGCCAGGUGUUUGAGUUAGAGGAUGGCAGCAGCAGCUACAAGGACUUUGCCAUGACCAGGAAUAACCGCUUCAGCAGCGCCGGACAAGCCUCCAAGAACAUCAUCCAGCCUCCGUCUGCUGUGCUACACUAUUACAAUGUUCCUCCCUGUAUAUCCCAGGACCAGCUGCUCAAGCUGUGUAGGGAGCACGAUGUGCCUGGCUUCAUCAAAUUCAAAAUGUUUGACGCCAAGCCCUCCUCUAAGACCAUUUCUGGGUUGCUGGAGUUUGACAGUAAGACGGAGGCUGUGGAGGCUCUUACUGUUCUCAAUCACUACCAGAUUAGGAUACCAAAUGGAUCCAACCCAUACACACUGAAACUGUGUUUUUCCACCUCAUCUCAUUUAUAAAGGCUGUCAAGCACAAACGGAGCGUUACAGGCUGCUGAUGUGUGACUCUGAUGGAAGUAAGACUCAGCAGAACCACGGAGAGCCACACUGCAGGUUAGCUACCUGGAUGAUGGUGAUGGAGAGAUGGUCGUUGAAAGAAAUGAAGAGAGUGAAGAAACAAACUGACCAGAGGGUCUGACCAGCCGGGAACCAAUGAAAACACCUCAGGGUGUGUUUACCACUCCGUAUGGAACACGAAGGGAAAACCUGACUUGUUUUUGGUCUUCUGUCCUGGAGUCUGGAUUCUACCUGAAUGUGGGUUUGACAUCUCUCACGGUUACUCAUGCACACGCUUUAAGAAUAUUUCCUGUUAAGACACCUGAUAAAUCCAUUGUGCUUUUGAAAAUCACUGUAAGAGUUUAAGUAAGUAGGAGCAAAGUUUUAAGUUCUCACCCAGUGUUUAACGGUGCAUGUUCUGUAUUUCUUUCGUCUUGGUGGCAGCUACAGAUGUUUCCCAGCUGUUGGGUCAGCAUGAGAUGCCUCUACUGCUGAUCAGCUGGAAGAUGUAGGACACUCUGGAUACUUAGAGGCAUACGUUUAAAUAUAUAAAAGUGAUCAUUCUGACACAACGUGUUGCCUUUUUACAGAAUCAUAUGAGAAUUUUAGCCAUAGCUAUUUCAUGAGUCCUCAGGUAUUCAUGAGCGGGACUUCUCAUUUCACUCCAUCUGCAGGUGAGAGCGACAGACUGAAGCAGAGCGGCUGCAGUUGGUUACCAUAGAAAUCCCAGCAAAUAUAUGCUGAUUAAUGUACAGGCUGUUUUAUGAUGGUCGUUUUCUGUGGCACAUCUGAACACAUGACUGCAUAUAUAGGAAGGUUGCUUUAAAGGGGCAGUAUUAUGUAAAAUUGACUUUUUCCAGCCUUACCUCAUGUUAUUCGCCGAAUCAAAGCAUACCUGGAGUUUUGCCUUAAUUCUUUCAUGCAUGUUUGAGAAAUCUUUUAAUCUCCAUGGCAACCACUCUGCUGUGCAAAAUGCCUGGAUGGACCUAUCCCCGCCUUUGUCGUGCAGCUCCUCCUCCCAAGUUUCCAAGGCUCUACCUCACAGAGCAGCCCUCCGACGCAACGCCCCUAGUCAGCUCCUUCAGACUAGCCAGCAGCAGCUAGCAAACACCUGGUAGAACUGCACAACGCUUGUAAAAACUUUGUUGAAGUGUUAAUACAGGUACAUUGUAAUAACUUCCUGAAGGCGGAGUUUCAGAAAAAGCAGGAGUUUCUUAAAGAGGUCAAGGUGUUAAAUUGCAAACUGAGUCAUGUUUGAUGCAGCAUUUUUUAUAACAGAAGGUAACAUAGUUACUUGAUUGUGCUAUAAAAUGGCACUAUAUGCCUGGAAACCACACAGUGCUGCCCCUUUAAAACCUGAACUUUCAUUUGUUAGUUGCCACGGUUACUGUUCUGCACAUCAGCAACAUGUUUAAACUCCCAUGCUGCCUGACAUAAAUAGAACAAUACAGCCCUCUAAUGGGUCAUAAAAUUUUGGUUUUUUUUACAUUUUUUAAAGUCUCCCUUUAAUAUUUCAAAUCCACCCUGACUGAAAGGAGUUCUGCACUCAGAGGGAGUGUUCAGAUGACAUGAAGCUGCAUGUGUUGAAGGGUGCUGUGAUCAAAUGGUUGACACGUUUGGCACCUGUGGUCUGGAGUGCCAUAGGGUGCACCUCCACCCUGUGGUCUGGGUGGAGGUGUCAUCCAUCUGCUGCAUCCACAUCCGUAUCACAGAUGUUGGUUUGGUGUUUAUCACUCGUCAGAUCCUGCUGAUCUUAAACCUGACUUUAAACAUGGUGCAAAAUGGCCUGAGGUUAUAAGAAGGUUAUCCAAUACUUUUAUCUGGAUGUGAUGAGGUUCUAAAAUGCUCUGUAUGUACGAGGGUUGUCAUAGAGAUUUCCAAUUCAGUACUGAUACUAAGAAAAGUACUUGACAGCAGCCCUCAUACUGCAAAAACACACAAAAUCUUAGCAAGUAUUUUUGGUCUAAUUUAUAGUUCAAAUAUCUUGAAAUAAGGCAAAAAUAAUUUAAAAGUAACUUUUUAGCAAAAUAUACAAGCUUUCUUUAAGUCAAUAAUUCUUGAUAGAAAACAGUACUGGUUCCACUUACAGAUUAUUUCACACAAGUCAUUUCACCUGCUUUAAGAAUUAUUGACUUAAAUACAGGCUCAUGUAUUUUGCUGAGAAGUUACUUAUAAGUUAACCUUGUCUUAAUUCAAGUGAACUAAAAUAUUAGCACUAGAAAUGAGUCAAAUUCUUGAUAAGAUUUUGUUUUUUGUAGUGUAUUUAUAAACAUAUCACAUAAAAGUAUCACUUCCCUUUUGGUGACACUGUAGAUAACAGUAUAAGUGUUGACAUGAUUUAUGGACGUAUAUAUCUCUGACUCAGCCAUGUAAUUAAUUUUAUUUUAUUGCUUAUAUUGUUCUUCCAUUUGCCUGUUGAUUUCUUGUUGAUGCAAAUCAAUGUUUCUGCUGAAGGACCUAUAAAGGAUCAUUCUAUAAGAAUAUAAAGUGUUUUGAUACAAACAUGGAUAUAGAGCAUAUAAAACAUAUUUACAGUGUAAUGCAGGAUCUGGUCCAUUUGGCAGCAGCUCUGGACAGGUUCUGUCCAGAUGCUCCACCUCCAUGCCAGUUAAAUCAAUGAGUUAGCCAUCGUUAGCCUUCAUGCAGAUCAAAUGAUUGAUAAAAUCAUUCUUUAAAUGAUUUGAACGUUAACAUGAAAACAGUCAGGUGUUCACUUCAUCAGAAUUUAAGGGUAUUUCUGAAUUUCUGAGCCAGUCCCCAUUUUUUAUAGUUAUGACAUUGUGUAUAUGUUUUUAUCUUAAGUUUUUCUAUUGGCUAUAAGUAUAAUAUCAAUAGAUGUGCUUUAAAGAUUAUUUAAAAAAAUAAUAUUUAAAUAAUAUAAAAACAUUUAACAGAACAAUCUAAACAUUCUCAGAUUAGAAUGAUCACAGUCUUCAAAGAAAUAUCCUCCCAUUGUUAUGAGAUAACUGGGAUAGGGGUAUGGGGGGUUGGGGUGGGAUGAUGGAACUCUUUGGUAGGGGCUCAGUCAGCUGUUUUCUGUCUCCUCUGUUGGUGCUUUGCUUUAUCACUCAAUCAGUCAAGUUUAUUUGCAUAGCACAUUUCAGUAACAGGGCCGUUUACAACAAAAAACACAAAAGUACAAAGUUAUAAAAAUACCAUUGAGAAAACCAGUAACAUUACAUUUUGACAAGUGACAUCGUUGAAAUCAUCAAUGCACAUCAAAUAUGUUGGUCAAUGUUUUAUUUAUUAUGCCUGGGAGAGAUGAAGACAUGUUUACAAAAAGUGCAGAUGUGGAAAAAGUUGGGUAUUCAUGAUGUCAGAUCUUUUUUGAUUCGUCAGGGCAACACAUUUCUGUUUCAUGAUUCAGCAACUAACAAAUCACUACAAUCAGUGAGAUGUGUAGUAAAAACCCAGAGUGAAUUAAUUUGCCACGGUCAGAUUGGUUGGAACAGGAACCGCCCUCUGAAGCUUAGGAACCAGUCUGAGAUAUGGCUUCCACUCGUUCUGCUGCUCCAGGAGGGAGGGGGAUGAUUAGGGGCUGAUUGAUUAAUGAAUCAGUUAAGCUUUUAACUGGCUUGCCAGUUAAAGUCUCUGGUGAGCCAGAAACUUUACACUGGACUCUUUCUGGAUGUUGUGAAGCAGAGUGGCUAAAGGCCUUUACAGCCUAGUUAGAGAUGAUCUCUGAGGUCUGUUAGUGCUUAAGAUGCUGUUUAUCGUUUCCUCUCUGUAUCGUGUCGUGGGAUGACUUACUGUGAAAUGGCAAUAAAGACAUUUUAAACUGGAUAUUAAAAUAUAAGGUGUUUCUCAGUUUUUACAUACUACUUCUGUGUUUAAGUUCAGUUAUUGGUAACUACAAUCAGAAAAGUAUAUAUUUCUUUUCUGGAUAACAGAAGAGCGAUUUGGUUUGGGGUAAUGUUAUGAAUUGUAAGAGGGUGUGUUUUUUUUCACAGGUCUGUUUUACUUAAGCGCAGAUUUUUUUUUUAUUUUUUUUUUUUAGACAUCUUUAUGAUUAGCGGGAAAUAAUGAUGAAGGGUUUGUAGGCUGCCUGUUUGUAUGUCAAUAAAUCAGUAAACUUACAAA